AUGUCAAACACCAACAACCCCUACCGCUGCAUUGGCAAGGGUUUUUGCGGCAGCGUCUGGGCUGCUGAAGAUGGCACGAAUCAUGCCAUCAAACGCGAAGAUGGAGGACCCGGACGAUCUGUCACAAAUGACUACAACAUGCAUCUGCAAAUCAUUCGGAGCGCAAACCAACAUCGUCCUUCAAUGCCUCUGGCCAUACCACAGUGUCAGUCGUUGAUAUACUCGAACAAUAUGUGGUGGAUCGAAAACCUCCACCGCUUCCCUGCCGGCUUCACAGAGUGUAGAGCGCUCAUAUCGGAACGCAUCCCCAAGAUACCUCGAUCUAUCAGCGACAAGAUCGUAGACCUGUUCUGCGCAGACAACACGCCACUCUCGGCUUUUGUGAAAGGGAAUGAAGACGACGACUGCUGUCUUAUUCGUCCCUACUUGGGGCGACGAAGAGAGCGCGAAGCAACAAACACAUCGCGCUUCCAGCGGUUCAGUCUCAGGAACGUUCCAUUACAUAUCAAUCAGAUGGAAGACCUCGGCCUUGAUUACGUCGCCUACGCGCAGACUAUGGCGGAUGCGCUUGCUAUGAUGCACUGGGGCGCCAAAGUCGAUGCCAAUGACGUCGAGUUCGUGCUUGCACCUCCGCGAGCCUCAUCAACACGAACAUCAUUCCCAUCACACUAUCUUGGCAAACACGUCAUGUGGAUUUUAGACUUUGACUGUGUGAGACACAUGUCUAUGGACGAAGCUGGGCUGAAGCAGGCGUGCGCAGCGUUUAUGAGGAAUGACCCUUUCUACCCACGGCCGGACAGCACUGAGACUGCUGACGGAGCGUUAUGGUGGUUCUUUAGACAGAGGUUUUUAGCGACUAGUGCGGAGAUAUUGGGAGAUGGGUGCCCACAUGCGGGUUUGCCACGGAGACUGAUGGAGAUGAUUGAGGAAGAGGGCUGCAAGCGACGGAAGAAGAAAAAAGAGCUCCAAGAGCGGGAUGAAGAUACGGAACAGGACUAG
Molecule: messenger RNA, 999 nt
Organism: Alternaria novae-zelandiae
Lineage: Eukaryota; Fungi; Ascomycota; Dothideomycetes; Pleosporales; Pleosporaceae
Exons: 1
Coding region: 1-999 (332 amino acids)
Source: RefSeq, a predicted model, not a curated record